Messenger RNA from Miscanthus lutarioriparius, 450 nucleotides. The record is from the annotation of a GenBank genome assembly. Lineage: Eukaryota; Viridiplantae; Streptophyta; Magnoliopsida; Poales; Poaceae.
AUGGGCCGUCUCGAGGUGCUCACGGCGAGGGACGGCCUGCUGCCGCGCUCGGCGUGCCGGUACCAGCGGCUGCGCGGCGGCACAUCGCCGGCGCCGGGCGGGAGAGUCAGGACGAGGGCGUGCAAGGCGGCGGGGAGGUGGGGGGCCACCACCACCACGACCAGCGGCGGCAAGCGGCUGCGGCUCCGCCUGCGCCUGGUGCGGCUGCUGCUCCUGCUUCCCGCGCGCCGGGUGGCCGCGCUGGUCGCGGAGCUCGUGCGGCGGCUGGCGGCGGCGGCGGAGGCCGCCGCGGACUGCCCUGCCAUUGUCUUCUCCUCCCAGUGGGGGCUCCCCGUGCUGUCGCACUCCGCCAGCACCGCCAGCAGCAGGAGCUCCAGGCUGCGGGCCUUCUACCUCGACAGGAGCCUCUCCGCCGGCUCCUCCUCCGGCACCGGCGGCUCCCCGUGCUGA